Molecule: messenger RNA, 2555 nt
Organism: Syzygium oleosum
Lineage: Eukaryota; Viridiplantae; Streptophyta; Magnoliopsida; Myrtales; Myrtaceae
Product: calmodulin-binding protein 60 B-like
Exons: 8
Coding region: 68-1936 (622 amino acids)
Biological process (GO): regulation of salicylic acid biosynthetic process
Cellular component (GO): nucleus
Molecular function (GO): calmodulin binding; sequence-specific DNA binding; DNA-binding transcription factor activity
Source: RefSeq, a predicted model, not a curated record
GGUUCGCGGCGUUUUUCCUUCUUGUUCUCGGGGAAACGAGCGGCGGCGGCGGUUUUGGAGGAGGGAGAUGCAGACGAGGUACAUGGAGAGGACGAACAGCAUGAGCAGCAGGGGGAAGCGGGGCCUGGACUCGAGCUCCGGCGAGGAAGGGCAGCCCGAUCGGAAGCGGCCUGCUCUCGCGAGUGUCAUUGUUGAAGCUCUCAAGGUGGAUAGUUUGCAGAAACUUUGCUCAUCAUUGGAGCCCAUACUUCGACGUGUGGUAAGUGAAGAAGUGGAGCGAGCUUUAGCAAAAUUGGGCCCCUUCAAAAUUACUGGGAGGUCUUCUCCUAAACGCAUAGAAGGAUCCGAUGGAAGAAAUUUGCAGCUACAAUUCAGGACCAGGUUGUCGCUCCCGCUCUUUACUGGAGGCAAAGUAGAAGGCGAGCAAGGCGCUGCAAUCCACGUUGUCUUAAUUAAUGCAGAUACAGGCUGUGUUGUCACAUCAGGUCCAGAGUCCUCUGUGAAGCUUGAUGUUGUUGUUCUCGAAGGGGAUUUCAACAAUGAAGAUGAUGACACUUGGACUCAAGAAGAAUUCGAUAGUCAUGUAGUGAAAGAACGUGAAGGGAAAAGGCCACUUCUAACUGGGGAACUGCAAGUGAUACUGAAUGAUGGUGUAGGCACGCUAGGAGAGCUUACUUUUACUGACAACUCAAGCUGGAUAAGGAGCAGGAAGUUUAGACUCGGUUUGAAGGUCUCACCAGGCUUUUGCGAGGCCAUACGCAUACGUGAAGCCAAAACAGAUGCUUUCACUGUUAAGGAUCACAGGGGAGAAUUGUACAAGAAACAUUAUCCACCUUCACUGCAUGAUGAAGUUUGGAGAUUGGAGAAGAUUGGAAAAGACGGCUCCUUUCAUAAAAGGCUGAAUAAGGCUGGGAUAUUUACAGUUGAAGACUUUCUCAGACUUGUGGUCAGAGACUCACAGAGACUGAGGAAUAUUCUUGGCAGUGGCAUGUCAAACAAAAUGUGGGAUGUUCUUGUAGACCAUGCGAAGACAUGUGUCUUAAGUGGGAAGCUUUACGUGUAUUAUCCGGAUGAUGCUAGGAAUGUAGGAGUUGUUUUCAAUAACAUUUAUCAAUUCAGUGGCUUAAUUGCAGAUGGCCAAUAUAUCUCUGCGGAUUCUCUUUCAGACGAUCAGAAGGUCCAUGUGGACACCUUGGUAAAGAAGGCAUAUGACAAUUGGAUGCAUGUUAUUGAGUAUGAUGGCAAAUCUCUGGUCGAUUUCAACAAUGAUAACACUGGUGCAUCUUGCUCUGAAUUUCCCAUGGGUCAACAAGAGUAUUCAAACAUAUAUGAUCACCAGCUUACUCCACCAAGCCUCUCAGUUCCGGUUUCCAUGGACCAGCCUCCUGCAGAUUCAGGGUACAAUGACAGUAUUUCUACCAGAUAUCAGAUGCAGCCACAAAGCGUUAAUGUCAAUACUCCUCUUCAGUUUGAUGGCUCUUCAUUCCCUCUUCAGAAUUCAUUAAUCAAUUCCUCACACCAAACCCAGCUUCUGAGCCUUGGUCCAUCACAGGCAUCGGCAUCUGGCUUUCAUGCUGGGGGCCCAUCAAGUCUUCCUCCUUACAGGGGAGCUGAGGAGCUUUUCUCGGAGGAGGAAAUUCGUCUGAGAAGCCACGAGAUGCUUGAGAAUGAGGAUAUGCAGCAUCUCCUGCGUAUCUUCAACAUGGGAGGCCAUAACCAAUCCUCAUUCAAUGUUACUGAGGAUGGGAACCCAUUUUCAUCAGCAUACAUGCCCAACCUAUCUCCGAAUUUCGGCUUCAAUGAGGACAGGAGCCGCUCAUCUGGCAAAGCUGUUAUUGGGUGGCUAAAGCUUAAGGCGGCAUUGAGAUGGGGCAUCUUUGUCAGGAAGAAGGCUGCGGAGAGACGGGCGCAACUUGUAGAGUUGGAUGAAACGUAGACAAGGAAUGAAGAUGAAGCUGGUCUAGCUUUGAUGUUUAUACGUUCCUCUCCUAGCCCUGCCUAAUUCCUGUCAAACAUAAGUUUGGGCCGGUGCAGGAAAUACGGGCAUAACCUCAGAUUAUAUCUGUAAGAUCUUACACAUCGAGCUCUUGCAAUGGAUCCUACUCCCUACAAAUAGUCAACAUCUGUAUGAUUCUGUCCCUACACAAAGCUUGAUAUCCAUAAGCAGCUAUUGUUGCGGUAGUCUCUGCAUGAUAUUGCUGCCUCAUUGUGAAGAUUGACCAAGUUGGAGCCAUUUCAGCUGGAGAUGUUUGAUUGGUCAGAAGCUGAAACUGAAGGCGCUUACUGGGAGGAGCCUUUCUAGAAGCUAGAUAAGUUUGCACGAGUUCUUUCACAUGGUAAUAGGAGGUAAGGUUGGUUUAAUUAUGUCAGUUCUAGUGUCUGUUGGAUGUCAAUCUGCUCGUGUAGGUGCAGUAAGAUUCCGAACCUAUAGAUGUGGUUUUCGUCGGUAGAUUAACGACUGCCUGCACAGUGACUGUUAUUAGACUUCUUUAGUUUGUCAGCGUAAUAAGCUGCGUAGGUCGGUUUGAGCCUGUAUUAUUCACUUUCUUACAAAA